Spinacia oleracea (spinach) is the source of this 1275-nucleotide messenger RNA. RefSeq names its product spore wall protein 2-like. The coding region runs from base 1 to 1275 and encodes 424 amino acids. The record is from RefSeq and is a predicted model, not a curated record. The transcript is spliced from 2 exons. Lineage: Eukaryota; Viridiplantae; Streptophyta; Magnoliopsida; Caryophyllales; Amaranthaceae.
AUGGCUACGCCCAAGAUAAUAUAUCUUGGGUACUUUGUUUUGCUAGUGGCCAUCGUGGUCGAGGCAGCAAGUACUCCUCCGGGAAUCGCCAACAAUCCUUCAAGAGCAUCAUGUAAGAUCAAAAAGUACAAGAUGUGCUAUAAUUUGGAGCAUGUUUGUCCUAAGUUUUGCCCUGAUAGUUGUGAAGUAGAAUGUGCUUCAUGCAAGCCUAUUUGUACUCCAAGAUCGUCGAGUGGCGGUGACACGGGUUCCUCCUCCUUGCCUGAAUACGACUCACCUUCGUCUGAUGCAGGAUCAUCACCAUCACCACCUGUAAAAGAAGCACCUUCUUCUUCUAAUGUAGGAUCAUCACCACCUCCAAGUGGAUAUGAUUCACAAACGCCGCCAUCAUCACCACCUACGUCUAAAGAUGGUUCGGGUGGUAAAAAAGGUAAUGAAAAAUCCAAAGAGAGUAAAAAAGAAGAUGAUAAGGAUGAAAGUGGAAAGAAAGGAGAUGAUGAAAAUGGUGCCAAGGAAACAAGGGAUGAGGGUGAGAAGGAAAAUAGUAAAAAAGGAGCUCGUGAAGGUAAAAAGGGAAAGGAUGAUGGUGAAGGAGGUGAAAAAGAUGAUAAGGAUAAAGGUGGUAAAGUAAGAAAUGAUGAGAGCAAAAGUGGUAACAAAGGAGACGAUGAAGAUAAAGAAGGUAAAAAAGGAAGUGAAAAAGAAGAUGACAAAGAUAAAGGUGGUAAAUUAGAAAACGAUGAGAACAAAGGUGGUAGAAAAGAAGAUGGCGAGAGCAAAGGUGAUAAAAAAAAGAGCGUUGAGGAAAAAGACGGUAAAGUAAAACAAGAAGAAAACAAAAGUGGCAAAACGAGUAACACAGGUUACAACGGAAGUGAUAAAGAAGACGGUAAAGAUCAAGGUGGUAAAAAAGGAGAUAAAAAUGGCAGUGAAAAAGUAAGUGACAAUGACAAGGGUGAUAAAAAAGGAAAAGAUGAGAGCAAGGAUGGUGAAAGAGGAAAAGAUGAUAAUAAAGAAGGCAGUGAUAAAGAAGAAAAUGAAGACAAAGAAGACAAAGAAGGUAAAAAAGGAGAGGAUGAUCACGAAGGAGCUAAAAAGGAUAAUAAAGAUGGAGGUGGUAAAAAGAGAGAGAAUGACAAAAAAGAAAGUGACGAAGAUAAAGAUGGUAAAAUAGAAAACAAUAAGGGCAAAGGUGGUAAAAAAGGAGACGAUGAGGAUACAGAAGGGGAAAAAGAAGAUAGUGUCACAAAACGUGACGACAACAAAGGAAGAUGA